Molecule: messenger RNA, 782 nt
Organism: Nestor notabilis (Kea)
Lineage: Eukaryota; Metazoa; Chordata; Aves; Psittaciformes; Psittacidae
Product: serine/threonine-protein kinase Nek10-like
Exons: 8
Biological process (GO): protein phosphorylation
Molecular function (GO): ATP binding; protein kinase activity
Source: RefSeq, a predicted model, not a curated record
UGUUAUGCUUUCAGAGCCCUGCGAUUUCUCUUCAGUAUGGAAAGAAAUCGACAUAUCUUUAAAAGACUUUUCCCUACUGACUUGUUUGAAAUCUUCAUUGAUGUUGGACAUUAUGUGCGUGAUAUCAGUGCUUAUGAAGAGUUGGUAUCAAAGCUAAAUUUAUUAAAGGAAGAUGAAUUGAAGCAAAUUGCUGAAAGUAUUGAGAGCAUGAAUCAGAAUAAGGCACCUACGAAACAUAUAGGCAAUUAUGCAAUUUUAGAGCACCUUGGCCGUGGAGCUUUUGGAAGCGUAUAUAAGGUUAGGAAACAUAAUGGACAAAAUCUCUUGGCAAUGAAAGAAGUCAAUUUACACAAUCCAGCAUUUGGAAAGGACAAAAAAACCAGAGACAGCAGUGUAAAGAACAUUGUCUCCGAAUUAACCAUCAUCAAAGAGCAGCUUUAUCACCCAAAUGUUGUACGGUAUUACAGAACCUUCUUGGAAAAUGACAGGUUGUACAUAGUCAUGGAGCUCAUAGAGGGAGUGCCAUUGGGAGAAUACUUUCACUCUUUGAAGGAAAAGCAACAACACUUUACAGAAGAAAGAAUAUGGCAUAUAUUUAUCCAACUUUGUCUAGCUCUUCGUUACUUGCAUAAAGAGAAGAGGAUUGUUCAUCGAGAUCUCACUCCAAACAAUGUCAUGCUGGGGGAUAAAGACAAAGUUACAAUUACUGACUUUGGGCUUGCAAAGCAAAAGCAAGAAAAUGGCAAACUCGCAUCAGUAGUGGGAACAAUUCUGUACUCGUG